AUGCUCAAUCAAAGAAAAGGUCAAAUUACAUCCAACUUUAAUACAGUUAUCGAAGCAACAAGAGCACAACAUCAGCACACAAUUGAAACACUCGCAUACGAAAGAAGAAUGACUGAUAACUUAAGGUCAAUGCUAGAGAAAGAAGUCCCUGAAUGCAAGGAUCUAUUAAGCAAGAUAAUGUCAAUAUAUGGAAAAGCUUUCUUCCAAGAAUAUAAAUAUGUUGAAGCACAAUCGAGAGCUAUUGAAGAUUUGAAUGAUAUCCAAGAAAGAUUUCUUGUGGUUGUUCGUUCGUCUGCACGCUCAAGUGAAGCACAUGCAAAUUUAAAGAGAACUACAGAAGCACUUGAUUUAGCUAAACAGAAACUUGAAAUUGAGAAAUCAAAGAACUCGUCGAAAGUACAAAAGAUGGAAGCAUAUGUUGAAGAGUGCAGGGAACAGAAGAAACAGGCAAUUGAAAAUCUUAAGACUGCAAUUAAGUCUUAUAUAGAAGAAAAGAAGAAAUUUAACGCAUUUCGUGAUCGCAGAAUGAAGCAAAGCUAUUCGACAUACGGAGCUACAACAGUCAGCUUUUCAAAUACACUUUCACAGAUAUAUUCUGACAUGAAGGCCUCAAUUGAGGAUACUAAGCCUCAAGUGACAACCUCCAUUACUCCUUCUCAAUAA
Messenger RNA from Trichomonas vaginalis G3, 663 nucleotides. RefSeq lists its product as uncharacterized. The transcript has a single exon. Lineage: Eukaryota; Parabasalia; Trichomonadida; Trichomonadidae. The record is from RefSeq and is a predicted model, not a curated record. Bases 1 to 663 code for a protein of 220 amino acids.